AUGCUCUCAGAUGAUGAUUCGGAUAUUUCUGGUGGUAAUGAUCUUCACCAGCUGACGGUCAACGAGCACUACGCCAAGGCUUUCGAGUAUCGAAAAGAGAGGGAAGAGCUAGCAAAGCUCAAAGAAAAGUAUGGUUCGGAUUUCGAGGAGGAUGAGUCGGACUCCGAGUCUGACGAGACCGAAGACGAAUAUGGGGAAGAGCUGACACCAGCCGUCGAUGCAGCAUUAUUAAGAACUCUCGCGAAGAUUAGGAGAAAGGACCCGGAGAUAUAUGACUCCAAAGUUGGAGUAUUCGAUGAGUUAAUGCGGCUUAGAGGAGGCCAAACGAACGCAGGGACAAAUCUGGCUCGCACUCGACCUUCAAAGGAUAAGUCCAAACCCCUCACUAUUAAACAACAAAAUCUCGCCGCACUUCUCGAAUCGGGCUCACGACCUACCUCCCCAACCUCUGAUCCGGCUCCGUUAACCCAUGUGCAGGAACAAGCGGCCCUUCGAGACGAGACAAUAUCUGCAUUCCAUAACGCUGUCAAAGAAGAUGAAGCCGAUGAUUUGCUUACUUUGCGCGAAGGCGUUAAAGACGAGGCCGAGCAAAGGGAGGAGGAGUACCGAGACUUUCUGCAGCGGGAGGUUGGGGAAGAUAUCAGCCAGCUGUUAUGGGUAGAGGAAGGAGGUGUCAAAAUCAAAGAAAAUGAUACCAACCUUGCUGAGGACGAUCAAGCCAAGAAAGAGGAGCGAAAGAAGAAAAGGGCCAAGCUGAAGGAGCACAAGCAAGAGACGGAUGAGGAAUUUCUCAUGAAGUAUGUAUGGUCAUCAAUCUGCCUGAUGACACCUCUAACCAAAGGCACCAGCUAUAUUCUUAAUCGAGGAUGGAUAGACAAAUCCGAAAACCGAGCACCAACUUACAAAGAAAUCGUGGGGGUAGAAUCCAAAGCAAAGUCCAAGGACGGAUUUAAGCCGGGAGAUGCGCGAGAGGACGAGGGAGAGGAUUUGGGUAAUGGUCUGCUCGAUGAGGACGAAUUUGACGAAGUUGCGGAUCACUUCGAGAGCACUUAUAAUUUCCGAUUUGAAGAGCCCAAUUCGCAUGUCAUAGCCAGUCAUCCCCGCAACGUUGCAUCCGUCCGACGAACCGACAGCUCUCGUAAAGAGGCUCGCGAAAAGAAAAAGGAACGAGAGGCCGCAAAGCUGCUUGCCAAGAAGGAAGAAGUCAAGCGCCUGAAGUCCCUGAAGAUGCGUGAAUUUAAACAAAAACUGGAAAAGAUUCGAAUUGAGGGAGGCCUUGGAAACAAGGACAAGGGGAAGCGAAAGCUUGAUGAGGAAGAAGAAGGGCCCGAGGAUUAUGGUGUACUAGGCGAGUUAGAUUUAGAUGGUGACUGGGACCCCGACCAGCACGAUGCGCAGAUGAAGUCGCUUUAUGCUGAGAACGGAGAGUACGAGGAUGACAACCAAAAGCCAACUUGGGACGAUGACAUCGACAUCAGUGACCUUAUUCCCGAAAAAUCUGAACCAGUGUCUGAAUCUCAGGCUGGAAAGAAAAAGAAAAGAAAAAAGCGGAAGGACGGCGAGGAGGAAGACAUAGGCGUGGAUCCCGACGAGAUGGACGCGGAUAUCGAACGGCCCGUACAGGAAGGGGACGACGAGGAAUGGGAUGGAACAGAAGAUAUGCGAAAGCGUGUGCUCGAAAAGUAUAUGGAAGAAAUGUACGAUCUUGACUUUAACGACAUGGUUGGGGAUAUGCCUACACGCUUCCACUACUCUCACGUCGAACCGUCUGCGUAUGGGUUAACGCCUGUGGAAAUUCUUACCGCAACAGACGCCGAGCUCAACUCAUAUGUCGGGCUGAAACGUCUCGCGCCGUACCAUAAAGACAAGUUCGACCACCGUCGGGGUGAAAAGCUCAAGGAACUCAAGAAUAGCUUGAGCACUCGUGGUGUGUACGAUGGCUGGGGUGCCCAGGGCGAGACGCAGGCCAAGAAGCGUAAAGGAAAGAAAGAGCGACAAAAAGAAAAGGCCAAGGCUGCAAUGGAUGCGACGAUCAAGCAAGAGGAGCAGGCGCAGGAAGAAGAAGGUCUAAAGAAUAAAAAGCGAAAGCGAAAGCAUAAGAAAGGCGGCGAGGCAGAGACGGCUCAAUAA
Molecule: messenger RNA, 2130 nt
Organism: Rhizoctonia solani
Lineage: Eukaryota; Fungi; Basidiomycota; Agaricomycetes; Cantharellales; Ceratobasidiaceae
Product: Kri1 family protein
Exons: 7
Coding region: 1-2130 (709 amino acids)
Biological process (GO): endonucleolytic cleavage in ITS1 to separate SSU-rRNA from 5.8S rRNA and LSU-rRNA from tricistronic rRNA transcript (SSU-rRNA, 5.8S rRNA, LSU-rRNA)
Cellular component (GO): 90S preribosome; nucleolus
Source: RefSeq, a predicted model, not a curated record